CUGAGCGGAGCUGGGGCCUAGGGAGGAGGCUGGGGCCUUGGUUACGGGCACCCGCGAUCUCUGAUGCCCUCAGCACGGCCAGGUGGAGCUCUGGGGGACAGGCAGAGGUCUCCACGCUCCCCAGUCUCAAGAGUCCAGGAAUCCCGUCUCUGAUAAGAGCCCCUGCCCUGAGCCAAGCGUUUCUCUCCACCGUCUGGCUUACCCUCAGCCCAGUCCUGGGCAGCAAUAGGCUUGUCUUCACGCUGCAGAUGGAGAAACUGAGGCUGAGAGAGGUGAUGUCACUUGCCUAAGGUCACACAGCAGCUUUGGCAGGAGUGGAACCCAGGCCAGCCUGGCUCCAGAGCCUCUGCCCUUCUCUGCUUGCGCCUAUGUCUUAGCCAACAUUCUGGCAUUUGACCCCAUCAAUAACUUUUUGAAAGACGUGGUGUUCUCAUCAUCCCAUUCUUGUUCGAUGAGUGAGAAAGCCAAGGCCCGAAAGGGGAGUGCCUGGCCACGGUCACAUGGCAGAUCUGAAGCCAGAGUCCCCAGGGAUGACUGGGUCACUCCAGGAGGCUGGGACUCAACCACAGGUGCUUGUUGAGCUUCCCCCUCCCCCAGCCUGUUCUGGCCCUCCCCCCUGAGCUGGGAAGGCCAGCCUCCCCCUGGGCGCGUCUGUGGCAUGAUCCGGGGUGGGGGAGGGGCUCUGCCUACCUGUCUACCUGAUGGCUUCCCCCCACCCCCGUGACUUACAGUCCCUCUGCCCCUGGGCCAGAGGUUCCUGGCAGCCACUGUGGCUCUGGCCCAGCAUUUGGAGCCAAGACAAAGGGAUGUGGCUGCUGGAGGCCACCUCUACCCUUUCCCUCCCUCCUGGCCUCCCGCCUGGGCUGUUCCUGAGCCUCGCUGUGCUCUGGGCCCUGGAGAGGAGGCAGACACUGCCUCUUGAAAGGUCAGGCCUUGUCCCAAAGGCAGAUGCUGAACAUGGAUCCUGGGUCCAAGGCAGAGGGCAGCUUGAAACCUGAAUUCAAGUCUCUCAGCGCCCAGGCCAGGCUUCCCGCAGGCCCCUAUAGCAGGAGAGGAAUGGGAAACCAGGGGUCUGCGCCUGCUCCAGCAGGCCCAGCUGGGGAAGAGGCUGGGUUCCAGUCCUGGCCGUGGUAUUCUCUUGCUGUGUGUGACCGUGGGCACAUCCCUGCCCUCUCAGGGCUUUCUCCUUCUGUGCCUUGCGGCUUACCUGGCUCCAGGAACCUCUGAGUUCAAUGCCUGGGCUGGGCCCUUGGAGAGGGUUGCAGCCCAGGGGGACAGAAAGUGGGAGAUGACACAGCCUGCCCAGCCCUGCCCUGGAAGCUCUUGUGCUCGGGCUCUCGAUGCUACUGCAAGCCCAGCCACUUGAGGCAGAAGAGGAGACCCGGUCCCUGUCCUCAGCGGUGUCUAGACCCUGGUAGAGAGAAGACUGGCAAUCCCAGGUGACCCGCUGACCCCUGCACGCAGUGGGGCAGGAGGUGGCCUGGUGGGCAGGGGCCUUGAGGGGCUUGGCGGCUGGAGCAGGGCUGCAGGGUCUCCUGGGGGAGGGCGGCUGAGAGCCAGCGGUUCCUCUUGCUACAGGAAGCUGGGCAGCAGGGGGACCUAUCUCCUCUGACUUCCUGUCCUGUGGGUCUUCCUCUUCCCCUUUGGGGAAAGCGUCGGUGACCCUCCCUGACCUGUCUCGCUGUCCACCUGUUUCCACACCCCAGCCUCCUGGGUUCCAAGCUCUCAGGCCAGUACCCAGGUCUGUGCUUCUCAGCACCUCAUUCCCGCCCUGGGAGACUUGGGAUCAUCUUAGGCAUCUCCAAGGGCACUUCUCGCUCUUCACAGUCUGUGGGACCCGAAAGACCGUUUGGGAAGAUGGGGACAGUCGCCGGGCCAGAAGAUACUUUGUAUCUUCCCAUGUGGCUGGGUCUUACCAAUGCCACUGAACAGAUGUGGAGGCUGAGGUUCAGGGCAGGAAUUCCCUGUGCAGUCAGAGCACUGGAAGGAGGCAGGAUCAGAACUUGGGCCCCUGAGACUCCAAGGCCAGCAUCUCCUCGCUCCCUGGGCCUGCCUGUUAGCACCACGGGGCCCUUCCCUUCCCCGGAGCCGGUGGCUCAGAACCUACCCCUCUCUCCUGCCAUGGUCUCCCCAUGCUGUGUCACUGUGGAAAGGCAUCCUGGAGGGGACCCAGCUAAGCAAGAGCCAGUCGUUUCUGUGUGACCUGGGGGUCACGGCACCUUUCAACAUCAGUCUCAUCUGUGGUGGCAGAGGCAGGAGUUAAUGGGUUUUAGGGGUUGUUUUCCAUGAAGGUAGGUGCAGGCUGGGCCUCUGCCCUCUCUGGGGCUCAGUUUCCCCAUCUCUACAGGCCGUUUCUGGGCAGGUGGUUUGCGGAGGCUGUCCCGGCCUUAGGCCGUGGGAAGAGCGUCUGUACUGCUGGACACAGAGUAAGGACGGAGAGCCAAGGCCUUGCCAGUCUCUGCCAUCCGAGAGGUCCCUAGAUGGGGUUUCUGAACUCAGGCCGAUGCCCGGAGAACCCCGGGCUGCCUCUAGCCCUGGCUGGCUCUGGGGCGGGUAGGGGAAGCGCUCACAGAGCUGUCCUGGGGGACAGGCUCCCAGAGGCAGAGCCCCGGGCGGCCAGGGUCUGGACCUUCAGGGGACGGAGAUCAGAGACGAGGAAGGUCAGAGGUGGCCGAAGGCUUUAGGGACAGCUUCCCAGGUGCCUGGCCUGGCCCGAGGCCUUAGGGGAGCGUAGAGGGCCAGGGUCCCGGCGUGUGGCCUUGGGGCAGUUGCUGCCCCGCCUCAGCUUCCUUAUCAGCACCUUUGAAUAGCAGUGCCGCCCUCCCCACCCUCUCCAUUCAUUCAUUCAUCUUAUCGCCACCUCUCUGCGGGCCCUGGGCCAGAGCUAAGGACAAAGAGGGCAGUCAAACUCAAGCCGAGUGUGACCAAAAUCAAUCAACAAACGAACAAAUAGACUUCUUAAGAAAACCCAGGAGUCCCCACUGUGUCUCAGCAGGUGAAGAACCUGACCGCAGUGCUCCGGGAUCUGUGGUGGCAUAGAUUCGAUCCCUGGCCCAGCUCAGUGGGUUAAGGAUCUGCCUUGGAACUCGAGGGCUGGUGGUGUUUAGACAGCUAGACCAAGGUCCUAGGAUUUGGGGCCUAGAGGUCCUAAGAUACCAGGGGAGGGUUUUAUUUUUAUUUAUUUUUAUUUUCGUUUUGGGCCUUGCCCGUGGCAUGCAGAAGUUCCUGGGCCAGGGACUGAACCCAUACUAUAGCAGCCACCCGAGCCACUGCAGUGACAACCCCAGAUCCGUAACCCACUGAGCCACCAGGAAACUGCAGGGAAGGGUUUUAGACAGGGUGAGCGGUAGGAGGAAGAUGCUGCUGUGUGUGUCUGGACAGACAUGCCAAGGCCUGUGCUAAGGCAGGGCCCGUGGGGAAUGGAGCAAGAGAUUGCUCCAGAGAGAUUUAGGAGGCAUAAGGGGGCAGAUGCUGGUUUCAGCAUGACUCUGUGCGGCGCACAAGCUCAGGUGCAGGCAGGGGUGUAGGACGGCGGGGAUGCGCGGUGCCCGGGGCUGAGAAACCGUUGGGGUGGGGAGGGUGCCUCCCGUCAGGGUCCAUGCUGAGGCUGGCAGAGCCCUCAGCCCCCAGCCUGGCUCUGUGCCUCCGUGACCAGCUCCCCAGGCUCUGGCUUUGAAACUUUAACGAGCCCCAGCUCAGUUUCCAGCCGAGAGUCUUUAAAGUUUCAGGAGAUGAGAGGAAGGAGGCAGUCCUGGAGACAGAUGGGUUUCCUUUCUUCGCCUGCGUCUCCAUGCCUGGCUGGGCCACCUGGAACCACGGCUCUGGGCCGCAUGACCCCAGAGGCCGCGCGCUCUUUAGGGAUCUGGGACCUCUCCAGCUGUCCCUGAGGGGUCAGUGGCCGUGAGAUGGAUGCGAUAGAAACUCUAUUUCGGCCCUGCGCCCUUACCUUUGACCUGGGCAGGUGAAAGUCCCGCCCCCCACAAGCGGGAGGAAGGAGCUCAGCCAGGCAUGGGGCUUGAGAUGUCUCCCUCCCUGGGCCUCUUUUUAUCCCUUCAGGCCUGGCUUGGUUUGGCCUCCGUGCUCCAGGACCCCUGGAGCUGCAGACACCCAGGUAGUGGAAGAAAGCAGGCGGCCCAGAGCUUAGUGGUGGGACCCAUAUCAAGUACAGACUUUCCCCCUGUUGUCAAGGAGAGCCUGGGCAGGGGGCACAGGGCAGCUGGAGCUGUUCUCUGGGCUUCGGCAUAACCGUCGCCUCCCUGCCUCCCAGCCCGGCUCCCUGUAGGCAGCCACUUGCUACCUCUGGCCUCUCUCUAGAAUCCUUUUGUUCUGAGGCAGGUGAAGAGCGCCUGCUCGUUUAUGGCAGGUGCCCCUCCUCCUGGGCCCUGGGCAGAGGGGUAAAUACUGCCUUUGGUCUUCUCAGCAUCGCCGGAGCCAUUUACUCCCAUCCUUUGAGCUUCCUGUCACAACCCGCGUCCAGCCUUGGUUUCCAGGGAGCCCUCUCUACCACCUCUUAGGCGCCCCUCUCUCUGUUUCUGGACCCUUCCAGGUUGCCUGGGACCUGGUACAGGGCCAGGGAAGUGAUGGGUCUUAAGGCAGAGCCUGACAGCCAGAGGGGAUGAGUUCCCCUGUGUCUCCAACCUUCAGUAGUUCCACACGUAUUUCUUGUGCACGUCCCAAUGCCAGGAGCAUCCAGGGAUCGAGUGGCAACCCUGCUGUCAUGGGUUUACGUCCCCAGGGGAGAGCAGUAAACAGGAGCAAACGGCAGAAGCAGACGGUGGCUGUGUGUCAUGAGGACGGGGUGCUGGGAUGGGAGUUGUCUGGCCGUCUGCAUUUGGGCCUUCUGUGUGUGUGGAGCCGGACUGUGGCUGAGGGUGUGUGUGUCUGGGUCCUUGGUUGGGUGUCCUGUAUUGAAUGUGUGUGUGUGUGUGUGUGUGUACACGUGUCUAAGGUUGUGUGUCUGUGCCUCUGAGUGUGAGACUCUGUGUGUUUCUGUGUCUGGCAUUACUCUGCGUGUGAGUCACACCCCCUCACUGCAGCAGAGUUGUCUCUGAUCCAAUUCUGUCUCCUCAGCUGUCUCCCCCGCCUGGCGCUCAGCUCUGGCUCCUCUGCUUCCCUCCAGCCCCUGCCUUUGCCUCUGGGCCUGUCCCUGGGUCCCAGAGUCUCCCCAGGGGGUGUUUUCCCGCCCUGUCUCUGAUGGUUACCGCCUCAGCCCGUAUGUCACUACUUGUCCCUUUUCCUCCUUUUGUUCCCCCGUCCUGGUUAUUUAUUUGUUCGACGAACCUCUUCUCAUGCCUCCCACCCUCUAUGCCAGCCACUGUGCUGGAGCAGUGACCUGGCGAUGAAUCAACCCAGGCCCUGCUCUCAAGGCCUGGAGGGGAGACUGAUGGAGGUGGCGACAGCCUUUCACGCGGACUCAGGCCGAGGGAGGCCAGUGGCUGACAGCAUGGUGGGGGACAGUGUGUCUUGAGUGGGACCUGGAGCCCAGCGGGAGUCGGGUGGCAGGCUGAGAAGAUCUUGGGGUGAGUGGACUAAGGGUGAGGAAGGGCUGGCGGCAGAACCAGAGUAGGGAGGAUUCGUUUUUUUUUCUUUUUUAUGGCCACACCCCAGGCGCAUGGAUGUUCCUGGGCCAGAGAUUGAAUCUGAGCCACAUCUGUGACCUACGCUGCAGCUGCAGCAACACCAAAUCCUUUAACCCACUGUGACAGGCUGGCGAUGAAACCUCUGCUUCCGCAGUGACCCAAGUCGCUGCAGUCAGAUUCUUAACCCCAUGCGCCACAGUAGGAACUCCAGGGAGGAUGUUUUGGAGUUAGGAUUUGAUCCUGAACGCGGAGAGAGGCAGCAGAGGCUUUCGAGUUGGGCAGUCUCAGUAUCACUAGGUUUUAGAAAGCUCCCUGCUGCAGGUGACAGAUUGGCCUGGAACCCAGGACACCAGUGAUGAUGUGGAAGCUGCAGCCCUGCAAGCAAUGACAGUGAGGCCUGCCUGGAGUUGGCAAAGAGGAGCAGGGGGAGGUGACGGCUGUGUGGAAUCCCAGGCUCCAGGCACAGGAGGCGUGGAGCCGGGUGGGCCUUGAGGGUGGAUUAUACCACUGUAAUGGACAUGGUGAGUGGGAGCCUGUGGGCCGGUCCAGUGGGUGAUGCCAGGAGGCUGUUGAAGAUGCAGUCUCGGAGUUCCCACUGGGGUGCAGUAGGUUAAGAAGGAGACUGUAGCACUUGGGUUGCCGUGGUAGUGCAGAUUCGAUCCCUGGCCCCUUGCAGUGGGUUAGAGGAUCUGGUGUUGCUGCUGCUGCAGUAUAGGUCGAGGCUGUGACUCAGAUUCAGUCCCUGGCCUGGGAACUUCUGUAUGUCACAGGUGUGGCCCUAAAAAUAAAAACAAUUAAAAAAUUAAAAAAAAAAAAAGAUGCUGUCUGGAGCUUCCUAGAGAGCUUUGGGGGCCUCAGGCCACUGGCAGUCCCUAAAGUCCUGGGAGCGCAGAAGCAGAUGUGUGUGUCAGCCUCGGCCUCAGCUUGUUCGUGGCCUUCCCGACCCCCUUUCUCCUCCUGCAGGCCCACCCCUCUUUGCUGUCUUUCUCAGCUCUCCGCCCUCUGUCUGGCUCUCCUGCCUCCCCUGGGGCUGGAGCAGAGUGGCAGGAGCUCCGGACCAGGAGGUCAGCCUCUGAGAGGUCAGAACUGCAGAGCUGAGGCCUGAGGGGUGGGCUGUCCAGAGAGGCUGCAGGAGGCGGGGCAGAGGCAGGAGAGGCUGAGUCACCCAGCCCCGGGGGAGGAGCAGCAGCAGAGCCUGGCCGGCUGAGCAGACUCUGGGGGAGACAUGGCAGUACGUCCACCCAGCACCAGCCUCGGGGGCCACCUUUGGAGAGAAGAUGGCUUGAGGGUCCCCUUCUCCUCAGUGGAGAGGAGGGCCUCAGGGCUGGUCUAGUCGUUUGGCAGGUGAAAACUCUGAGCCCAAAGGUCGGGGAAGGAGACCCGGCGAUGGGCCCACAGCCACCUGCUCUCUGUGUCCUUCCAGCCCCCCUUCUCCAGGCGGAGCUGCCCCAACUGCCUCAGCGUCUGGCAUGGAGCCCCCAGAGCGUCCUUAUCUGGCCACGCACUGGCCGGCCUGGGACAGAGCAGAGCCUGGUUCUUAGGCCACAGCCUCAGGGGUGGACUGCUGCUCAGCCGGUUCCACCAUGGUUCUUCAUUUUCUCCUCUCGGCCACCAUUUACAAAUGGGCAGAAAUCCCUCUUCCCAGGAAAUUGAGAGGAUGGAAUGAGAGGAAUUGGCAAGGACCGUAGCACAGAGACUGGCACAGAGCUGGCGCCCUGGUAACGUUUGCCGUGGGUGGAUGCAUGAAGAGUCUGAGGUACCCAAGGGACAGCUCCGUCUGCUCCCAUCCUGUGCACUCGCUUACCUCUGGAACCACAGGAGCCCUCGCCUUCCCCCAGCCCGUCCAGGCUGUUUCCAGUCCCAGGCUCAGACCAGCACCUCUGCCAGGACGCCCUUCCCUCCCGACAUCUGGGUACCGUCUGCUCUUCCACUCAUCCUGUAGGACCCCUCCCUGUACCUGUGUCCUUCUGUUCCCUCUGUCCCUGCUCUGACCCCCGAGGGUUUUUUAUGCCUGUGCCCUGGCCAGGGGUGAGCGCUCCAGCUCCACCAGCAGCACGUCCAGACCACACGAAGUAUUUCCGAGGGAACUCAGCCUCAGCCUGGGUGGCCUCAAGCUCAUCUCAGCUGAGUCCAGGCUUCCAGGUCCAGGAAAGGAGGACAGGGGCCUCUGGACAACACUCUUAACCUAGGGGAAACCAAAGUCUGAUUUCUUUGUCUUAUAUAAACUCUACUGUACGAAGAGUAACAGGAAUUCCAAAAUGAUAAAUCACUCAGAGCCUCUAUUCCUGAGUAAAACCUUUCCUUGGUUCCUUCCAGCUCUCAUUCAAGGGUGUGGAUAAUUUAUACACAAUUUAGACCAUGGCACAGAUACAAGUUUGUGUCCUCUUUUGUUCAUAUAACAUUGCAUCUGUAGACGUUUCUCAUAUUGCUACAGAGUUAUUAAUUCACCAACAUUUCCUGCAGCUGCACCCUGCCAGUCCUGCUCUGGGUUCUGGGGGGGCCCUGCACCUGCCGUGGGAGCCCAAAGUCCUCUGUCGCUGGGCGGCAGCCUUCAAGUGCCGGAUGGAGUGUCGCGAUGUGCCAGCGGAGACGCUCUACGACGUCCUCCACGACAUUGAAUACCGGAAGAAGUGGGACAGCAACGUCAUUGAGACUUUCGACAUUGCCCGCUUGACAGUCAACGCUGACGUGGGCUAUUACUCCUGGAGGUGUCCAAAGCCCCUGAAGAACCGUGACGUCAUCACCCUCCGCUCCUGGCUCCCCAUGGGCACUGAUUACAUCAUCAUGAACUACUCAGUCAAACAUCCUAAAUACCCGCCUCGGAAAGACUUGGUCCGAGCUGUGUCCAUCCAGACGGGCUACCUCAUCCAGAGCACGGGGCCCAAGAGCUGCGUCAUCACCUACCUGGCCCAGGUGGACCCCAAAGGCUCCUUACCCAAGUGGGUGGUGAAUAAAUCUUCUCAGUUCCUGGCUCCCAAGGCCAUGAAGAAGAUGUACAAGGCGUGCGUCAAGUACCCGGAGUGGAAGCAGAAGCAUCAGCCGCACUUCAAGCCAUGGCUGCACCCGGAGCAGAGCCCGUUGCCCAGCCUGGCGCUGUCGGAGUUGUCGGUGCAGCACGCGGACUCGCUGGAGAACAUCGACGAGAGCGCCGUGGCAGAGAGCCGAGAGGAGCGCGCGGGCGGCGCGGGCGGCGAGGGCAGUGACGACGACACGUCGCUCACCUGAGCGGGGCACCACGGCAGGGACCGAGACACGACGGGGCGGAGCCCGGGGCGGCGGAUCCUCCCGCGCUUUCUCCCCCCCCCUCCCCCGCGCCUCCCGGGGACGCUGGGUUUGGGCCCAGGCUGGCGCUGCGGCCCGGCUGGACACGGCCCCAAUAAACGAUCCCACAGCCUCA
Messenger RNA from Sus scrofa (pig), 8976 nucleotides. RefSeq names its product StAR related lipid transfer domain containing 10 (gene STARD10). The record is from RefSeq and is a predicted model, not a curated record. Lineage: Eukaryota; Metazoa; Chordata; Mammalia; Artiodactyla; Suidae. Gene Ontology annotation, cellular component: membrane; intercellular canaliculus; microvillus. Gene Ontology annotation, molecular function: lipid binding.